GGCCCUUUGCUUCGAGCGGGGCGCGCCCUCGCCGUGGGCCCGACGCGGGCCCGUGAGCCAUGGAGCCGCCGUCGGCUUUGCCGUGGCACGGCCCGCCGGUGGCCUUGGGGCCCCUGCCGCUCGUCGGCAACAAGGGCACCCUCACUGCCCGCGACAAGGAGUUCAUCCAGCUCGUGUACUUCUGCAGCGCGAACGUGAGGACUCGAAGUCGGGAGGGGCAUUCGACGCGCAUGUUGGCUGUCAUCGGCCCGGCGGGCCUCGUCCACGCGGGCUGGCAAGCGGCCCUCAAGCUCGUGGCUCUGAAUGGGGAAGGUGGACGGCGUUCAGACGUGCGCCACUGUGGUGGCUCGGUGUCUGAGAGCGCGCAGCUUGUUUGGACUCGGUGGAUUCAUAUUGAGCCCGCUUAUGUAGGGCAACGCGUUGAGUCGGCGCCCGGGUGCACGAGCAGUGAACCAG
This is a messenger RNA of Prorocentrum cordatum, 456 nucleotides long. The record is from the annotation of a GenBank genome assembly. Lineage: Eukaryota; Dinophyceae; Prorocentrales; Prorocentraceae.